Trypanosoma cruzi is the source of this 433-nucleotide messenger RNA. RefSeq lists its product as uncharacterized. The annotation marks the transcript as partial. The record is from RefSeq and is a predicted model, not a curated record. Lineage: Eukaryota; Euglenozoa; Kinetoplastea; Trypanosomatida; Trypanosomatidae. The transcript has a single exon.
AUGGGGACGGUGACUGGCGAGCUGCAGGGCGAUGCGUUUCUCCGUGCCAAUUUGGAGUACUUGGCGUCGCUGGAACCACCGGCCAUUUGUCCGGUGUUGCCGCGGCUCCCAGGGGGAUCGGGUCUCCUGCCGGACGACUUUCAGUUACCCCCGACGGCAACAGCGGGCGAAGCUGCGUCGAUUAUCCUGCAGGUGAAUGCUGUGGAGGACGUUUCUCUUCCGAUGGCGCAGCGAUUAAGGGCCAUGGCACCACCCGCAACAGCGGCGGUGCAGGACAAUGAGACGGAACUCCCCACGGCGGUGGGAGACGAGGCGCAGCAGAUUUCAGUGGAUGAAGUGCUGCGUUCUAUGGAAAGUGACGAGCCCGCGUCGCAGCGACGUGGACGUCGUCAGCGUUUGCUUCGGCUAACCCUUACCGACGGCUUCACGAGGG